AUGUCAAUGUUCACAAUUAUUAUUAUAAUAGUACGAGCAAAUCUUGUUAUAUCGCGAACGGACUGUGACUUGCCGAGUCAAGUAAAGACGUUAGUCCCAAGUGCUUUUUCCUUGCAAAUCCGACAAUUUCAAACGACAUCGGAAGAGACGCCUGUGGUCUCUGCCGGAAGCAAUCUGAAUGUCUUCGAUGCCAACGUCCCUAGUAACCCUCUUAAUGUACAAGAAGAAAAUUUCCGGGCAAUCUCAACAUUUCAUCCGAUUGGGAAAACGAAUGAUGGUGAAAAAACGAGGAACGAUCGAAACGAAGGAAACAGCGAAUUACAUUCAUUUGAGAAAAAUUCCCAAGAUGACAUUAAAAGUGACUUAGAAGAUGAUAAAAUUUACAAAGCCUCACUAAAUUUGGCUUGGGAUAAUUGUUUUGAAAAUACAAGUAAAGAUACGAAAAGAAAUAAUAAAGAUAUUUCAACUAUUGAUACGAUAUCUUAUAAGGAUAUGGAUACUGCCAAAAAUAUUGAAAUCGAAGAUAUUAAAGAUUAUAGUAAUGUAUUGUAUAAAAGAAACUCUUUAAGUCCUAAUAAUACGUCCACACUGGGUGCAUGGUUAGAUAAGUAUAAUAUCUUUAGAAGUACAAAAAAUGAAGACCCAGUAUUUCCAACAAAAAAUACGUUUUCACCACAGUCGUCGUUGGAACAAGAUGCGUCGUUAUCUACAAAAAAAUUGAUUUCAUUUGUACCCAUAACAAAAAACAUAUUAAAAGAAUUUACCAAACCGAUUAACAUCAGCUUAGAUAUUGUAACAGAAAAUAAUAUUAAUUACAUCAAAGAAACAAAGAAGAACGAUUUUUAUAUAGAAAUCGCAAAAGACAGGAGUAACAUAAAGUUCAAUAGUUUACCUCAAAAACAAACGUAUUUAAUACCAAAAUUCAAGUUAGAAGAAGGGUUUUAUCCUUUCACAUUUAUAUCUAAGUUCUUUUCAGUGAUAUAUUUGUUCGACUACCCAAUUGGUCUCGUCAAGGAUAUUGUAGUUGGAAAAUCUCCGUUUCCUUAUUCAUUUUUAAAGUCAAUUAGGGUGGAGUCAACUUUUUUGGUCUUCAUCAUAAUAUUCGGUUUAUUUGCUCUGAUAAUUCCCUUGUAUCUCUUCAUAUUAAGUUUAAUAUCGCUAUUCUCAAAAUCGAAAUGCACGGACGAAAUCGAAUCUGGGACUCUAUUCCUCGAGCCAGAGAGAGGAGAAUGCCAUAGCAAAAUAUUGGUAAUUUUUACAUUCCUGUUCCUUCUCGUAUGUUGUUUCCUUAUAUCGGGCAUGAUUUUAAGUAAUGAACAGUCUCGUAUGGCUGUAGUUGAGAGCCGCAACAUCAUAAAUUGCGCCUGCGCAGAUAUAGCGUCUUGGCUUUCGAUAGCUGCAACGGAGCUACAUCACAGCCUGGUUCCACCUGUUGACAUGGUGUAUUAUGCUUAUAAAGAGGAUUUAAGAGAUGCAGAAACACUUCUUGGGCAACCAAUACAGCAAGCAAUAGCUUCGGAAAGCGGCAUUGACCUAGUUCUUGAUUCUUUGGCAGAUAUUAUAACAGAAAGCGAGGAUUUAUCCACAAAAGUGUCGUCGUUGCGCGAUAUCUGUCACAAGGCUGGUCUUCUAGCAAUCGCAGCGACAGACAAAAUUAGAGAUUUAGCACAACAGUUGGAUAAUUUGAAGAAAAAUUGUAUCGAAAAGGACGCUCCUCUAUGUGAUACUCUAAAUACGAACUCCUUGCACAUUAUGAUGAAAUUUGACUCCAUACUUCAAGAGCAUCAGCUCCUAGAGUUAAAAGAUUUAUGUGUCAUAAAUCUAACUCAGGCCAUAUCUACAGCGAGAAAAGAGUUCCGUACUCUACCUACUGCUAUUUACAUGCAAACGGAAAUUGUCAGAGCUGAUAUUCUUCAUGAUAUAGAAAAUCGUAGACAAAUUGUUCAUAAUUCGGCACGAGUUUUGAGCGAUAUAGUACGUCAUCUAACCUCAGCGCUGCACAGUCUUGCGAGAAAGUUUGACGUAGGAUUAGAUCGAGUCCAUAAAUAUGAGCUAUGGAGAUGGGUAACUUUAUUAGUGUGCAAUGUAUGUCUUGGUUUAGUGAUGAUACUGGUAUUAUUUGCAAUGUUUUGUGGAUGUGGAAAUGCAAAGAUCCAUGCAAAAAGAACAUUACAAGUGUCUUCAUUCUGCAUUUGCAUCUUUUCAAUCAUCUUGUGGAGUUUGAUAUCUGCUAUAUUUCUGAUCGCGGGACAUGCUGAGGUAUACGCAUGUCAAAUUCUAUGGGAUUCCCAACAAUACAACACUUUGUCAAAGCUUUUAGACAGACCAUCGCCUUUUUUUUCAAAUAACGAAGGCGUUUUCGAUGUUCUCUUCGAAGACUUAAACAAUAUAACCAUCGAAGUGUCUGUCAAAGAUGUUUUAAGAGAAUGUGAAAAAAACGAGCCGGCUUACACAGUGUUUCAAUUAGAUACAUUGUUUGAUGUGAAUAAGGAGACGUCGUACUUCGAAUGGGAUGAGCUACAAGAUGAUUUGAAGAGAUUAUCAACGACUAUCGAUGUUGGCUUUCUCAAGACAAUUUCGGACAAUUUCAAUAAAUUGCUGAAUCGAAUUCUCCUUAUCUCUGAUGUCAACUUGACAAAAUAUAGAUUGGAAUUUAAUGGACCAAUAGUGGGUAAGGAUUUGCCAUCCUUCGUAGAUCAACUAGAAAAUGUUGCUGCGCAAGUAGCAGAUUUAAAUACAGCAGGACGGUUAGAAACGUUAGCAACAAGGAUACAAAGAUUUCAUCUAUCAAGCAUAAAGCCGUUAGAGCAGAUGAGAACCGAAUUGGUCUUCAAACUGACGGAACUCGAGCUGCAGAUGAUGCCGUUCAGACGGAAAUUGAAUAUUUCUCUCAGUCAUAUCCAUACAGCUCAAUUUUACAUAGAUAACCAAGGAGACGUCAUCGCUCAGAAGAAAUUAUCAAUAUUCAUAUCGCGGUUAAUAGCACAUACAUCUGGCUGGCGUACGCACGCUUUGACCGCAGUGAACGAAGAAGCGGCCCGCUGCGGACCUCUUUUUGCUGUGUUUGCGGCACUUCGGACAUUAUUAUGCACGAAAUACGUUUCAGCUUUGCACGGCUGGUGGGUCUGCGGAUUCUUCCUAGGGUUCAUCUGGUUUACAAUUUUCACUCCGCUGUGUGUCAAAUUGUGGAGAACUUACAGUAAAAAGUUGAAGACGCUGGAAACGUUAGCGCUGGAAAACUUGGUGCAGGAACCGGGAACGCCUGCAACAGCGCCUUGUGACGACACCAACUGGAACACCCCGGGGCCUCCACCGCCACCUAGAAACGACAGCUGGUGAUCAUACAUUUACUUAUAUGGAAAGUGGAUCAGAUUUGAAUUUUAAUAAAUUCGUUACGAUGAA
Messenger RNA from Melitaea cinxia (Glanville fritillary), 3402 nucleotides. RefSeq names its product prominin-2 (gene prom). The record is from RefSeq and is a predicted model, not a curated record. Bases 1 to 3339 code for a protein of 1112 amino acids. Gene Ontology annotation, cellular component: membrane. The transcript has 18 exons. NCBI's taxonomy places the organism in Eukaryota, Metazoa, Arthropoda, Insecta, Lepidoptera, Nymphalidae.